This is a messenger RNA of Hemicordylus capensis (graceful crag lizard), 3740 nucleotides long. Its product is annotated as zinc finger protein OZF-like. Gene Ontology annotation, molecular function: DNA-binding transcription activator activity, RNA polymerase II-specific; RNA polymerase II cis-regulatory region sequence-specific DNA binding. Bases 464 to 1894 code for a protein of 476 amino acids. The transcript has 4 exons. Gene Ontology annotation, biological process: regulation of transcription by RNA polymerase II. The record is from RefSeq and is a predicted model, not a curated record. NCBI's taxonomy places the organism in Eukaryota, Metazoa, Chordata, Lepidosauria, Squamata, Cordylidae. Gene Ontology annotation, cellular component: nucleus.
UAUGCAGCUAUGCAAAGGUGGAAAUACCAUAGGUGCAGCUUCCCCUGCACCAGUUUAACUUCCGCCUGCAACUUUUCAAAGCACAGCAGGCCUGAGGAAGAAGAGGUGGAAAUCCAGAGAGAUCCAUUCCCAAGGUCAAGAGGAGCGCUUUAUCCUCGGAGUCUCAUUUCCCGAGAGAUGAUUCAAGGGUUAAACCAACAGAGCGGCGUAUCACAGAGAGGCCCAGAAAUCUGAGAAGGAAGCUGUGCAUUGCUAAGGCCCUUUCCUGUACCUGGUUCUCUCCCCCACCCACCCCCCGCGCCCUUCAUUCCUAGCCUUUGGGCAAUUUGAAUUGCAGAGAUUCCUAAAAAGGGAGCUUGCAUUGUAGAGGCGGCUGCUGCUGCUGCUGCUGGAGAGAGGGUGCAUUCAUACCUUUGUUUAACAACCUUCCCGGAUGAGGCUGCAGUGAUUCUUCCUCCAAGAAAUGGAGAACUGGGUCAGAGAACGUGGCCCGGAGAUCUGUGCCCAAGUUGUGGCCCUGGCGGAGGAUUUCCUUUUGAGGCAGCGGGAGAGUGAGAGAUGGGAGCAGCAGCAGGCAGUGGCCACACAUCUUUCCGACACAGAGCAGGCUCCAUCAGAUGCUGAACAGGAGCGGCACUUGAAGCAAGAGAAAGAUGAGGAUGCAGUUUCACUUGCAGGUGAUGGGCAGGUGAGUGAGAAUGAGGAGGAGAACCUUCCGUUGGAGGAUUCGGAUCCAGAGGAGCCAGAUGCGGUGUCCAUGGGAGGAGACAACUGGAGCAUGUCUCAGUUCCAGGUGAUGGGAGAAACAUCUGGCAGACAACAAGGGUCUGACAGACAUGACGGAAACUUCCCAGAGAACAGAACAGACAUACCAAUCUUGCCUUACGAUGAAGGCAAUUGGGAUCUGAAAGAACCCAGAAUCCGGACAAGAAUCUAUAAGUAUGGGGGACUGAAAAUGUGUUCGGACUGUGGGAAGACCUUCAAGCAGAGCUCAAGCCUGUACAGACACCGGAGACUCCACACGGGUGAGAAACCUUAUGGCUGUCCGGAAUGUGGCAAGAGCUUCAGCCGGAAGUCACACCUUAUAGCCCACGAGAGGACCCACACAGGAGAGAAACCCUACGACUGUGUGGAGUGUGGCAAGAGCUUCAGCCGGAAGUCACACCUAACCACUCAUGAGAGGAUCCACACAGGAGAGAAGCCAUACAAAUGUGGGGAGUGCGGGAAGUGUUUCAGUCAGAGUUCAGCCCUCGUGGCACACGAAAGAUCCCAUACUGGAGAAAAGCCAUUUACGUGCCCAGAUUGUGGGAAGAAUUUCCAUCGAAGGUCGGGCCUUUCAGCACAUGAAAGGACCCACACGGGAGAGAAACCGUACCGGUGCACAGAAUGUGGGAAGAGCUUCAGUCAGAGCUCAGGCCUUUUAGCCCAUGAGAGAACACACACAGGAGAGAAACCAUAUCGGUGCACCGAGUGUGGGAAAAGCUUUUGUGAGCGCACAGCCCUCGUUAGACAUUUGAGGACCCACACAGGGGAAAAACCGUAUACUUGUGCUGAGUGCGGCAAGAGCUUCAGUCAGAGCUCGGGCCUUCUGGCGCAUGAGCGAACCCACACGGGAGAGAAGCCCUACAAGUGCUCGGACUGCGGGAAAAGCUUCGGCCAUCGCUCUGACCUUCUCAGGCAUCAGCGAAUCCUUAAAAGGGGGAAGCCGUAUAAGUGCUCGGAGUGUGGGAAAUGUUUUGGGCGGGGCUCUGAUCUUCUCCAGCAUCAACAAAUUCACACAGGAGAGAAACCGUAUAAAUGCUCUUAUUGUGGGAAAUGCUUCAGUUGGCGGUCAAACCUUAUUAAGCAUGAAAGAAUCCAUACAAGAGUGAAAAUGUAUAAAUGUGCAGUCUGAACACAAAAAGUGAUGGCCGUUGCUCCCAUCUUCAGGCAGAAAAGAAAAUCCAUGUGGGAAGGAUGCUGUGCAGAUAUUCAGACUAUGAAAAUCAGCUGAAGUUGGAAAUUACUCCUCUUCUUCACCUAUAUUGGGAGCAUUUUUUUAGUUCAACAAAUUCUUAACUGCAGGAGCAGCUUCAACAUUGGGUCAGGUGUUACUAAUGCUCACAGAAUCUAUGCUGGAGAAAUGAAUUUAUAAACUGCCUUAGCUGCGCUGGAAUCGUCUACUCAUAGCACUGCGUGGUGUAGUUAGCAGAGAAUCCCAUGUCGUUGCUGGGUGGGGGGGAAUGUUGGUAGAAUUUUAGAACUGGUAGGAACUUUGUGUCAGUCGCCUAGUCCUUUGCAAAGUAUCCACUGCAUCCCCCUUUCCACAGAAUCAUAGUGUGUCAGAGUUGAAAGGUAUCUUGGAGGUCUUCUAAUCCAACCCCUUCUUCUGGGUGGGAAACUGCUGUAACAUCCCCUGAUAGAUGGCUGUCCAGCUUCUGUUUGAAAACUCCAGCAAAGGAGAGCCCACCACUGCACAAGGUAGACUGCUCCACUUUCAAACAGCUCUUACAGUUGGUCAUAAAUUCUAAUGUUUAGCCUAAACUGGCUUCCUUGUCAUUCCAACCCAUUGGUUAUAGUCCUGCCUUCAGGAACAACAGAGAAUGUCUGCCAAAGUGAAUGGCUACUUUGCUUCAUUCAUACACAUGAAGUGAGGCAAAGGAGGAUGCAAAGUGCAUAUACCAGAGCACUCAAACUGCAGCCCUCUUGUUGUUGGACAAUAACUCCCAUCAUCCCCAGUCAUGAUGACUAAUCAUGCUAGCGAUUGUGGGAAUUGUGGGACAAGAUCUCCAUUAUGUUCAAUGCACAUAAAAUCUGUGCACUGUGUAUGCACAUACAGAUCUGUGCAUAAAUACAGUUAUUCACAUGUUAUGUCCCAUGCAUGUACAGGAGUACACUUCUUAUCUGUAUCUUGCACUUAAGGACACCUGUUUCCAGGCUGGUUUUUAAAAUGUACACAUGUAUAGUCAUUUACACAAAAAGGUAUACAUGUGUGCAGAUAGCCUGGUGUCUGUAUAGGGCUAAAAAAAUGUGAGAUGCAGUGCUUGGAACAGCAACCCUCAUUCUGCCAUGCUCACAGGGAAAUCCCAACAAUCCUCCUCUCUGGGUGACCAUGACCUGCAAGGACAACCCAUUUCUCCUGCAAAUGUUGUAAAGAAACAGCUUGGAAAACACAAUUGCUGAGUUAGGAGGCUGGAAUGCUUGUGUGUUCCUGUGAUCAAUUUCUGUUUUCCAGGUUUGCUUUGUGCAGGAAGAAAAGGAAAAAGAAUCCCAGAAACUCAAGGCUCAAACAGGAUUUUAAGGGGAACAAGUCUUGCAUCAGUGACUUCUGUUAACUCAUUGUUUGUUUAUAACUUUUACUAUGUCUAGAUUACAUGUUAGAGCAGGGAUGGCCAAGCUGAGGCUCUCCUGCUGUUGCUGACUACAACUCUCAUCAUCCCCAGUUGUAAUAAAUUGCAGCAGAGGUAAUGGGAAUUGUAGUCCAUCAGCAGUGGGUGAGCCUUGGCUUGGCCACUCUUGCAUAAGAGGAUUCACGCAGGCAGUGCAAAGCUGCAGUUUACACCAUGCGCUAGCAUAGAAGAUAUGUUGAGUUCCUCAUUGCCUUUCAUAUCCUACAGCAUUUCAUGUCUUCUUGGGGUUGAUGCUCCUCAAUUCAGAAACUGGGAGUUGAGAGGAUAUGAAGUUGCCCGAAUAUUCUUGUGCUUAGAAAAAUAUGUAACAGUUGUCAUAUCCUUAUUCUAUAAAAUUAUAUUUAAAAUCCA